AUGGCUUCAUGGGUUGAAGAGCUCCAUUUUCCUCAUGUAAACAUCCCUAUAACAAUCGCCCAUCUGCUUCCGGUAUCACCUGCAGGGCCCAUAUCAGCUGCCCCAGGUGAUAGCCUCUACCUCUCUAACCUUGACGACAUCAUUGGAGCUCGUGUUUUCACCCCAACUAUUUAUUUCUAUCGAUUCGAUUUCUUGAAUAAUUCCACCCGAAAAUCUGUCAUGAAAACUCUAUUCGAUGCUUUGUCACAUGUUUUAGUUCCUUACUACCCUUUAUCAGGCAGGCUUAGAGAAACCAAGAAUGGUAAGUUGGAGGUAUUUUUUGAACAAGGACAAGGCGCACUCAUGGUAGAGGCAUACUCAGAGAUGGCCUUGGAUAAGCUAGGAGAACUUACAGUGCCGAAUCCAGCAUGGUCCCCAUUGAUUUUCAGGUUCCCAAACGAGGAACCCUACAAAAUUCUUGACAUGCCAUUGCUUAUAGCUCAGGUAACUCUCUUUAGCUGUGGUGGUUUUAGCCUGGGCUUAAGACUCUGCCACUGCAUAUGUGAUGGUCUUGGUGCAAUGCAAUUCCUUCGUGCAUGGGCUGCGACGGCGAAGUCAGGCACUUUGGUUACAAACCCUGACCCCUGUUGGAACAGGAAAUUCUUCCAGCCUCGUAAUCCACCUGUGGUUAAAUACCCGCAUAUGGAAUUUAUGAAAAUAGAUGAAGGCUCAAGCCUAACAAGGAGUCUAUGGCAAGAAAAGCCUGUGCAAAAGUGUUACCGCAUUAGCCGAGAGUUUCAAGCACAAUUGAAAUAUGUAGCAGCUCAAACAAAUGAUCAGAAGUUUUCCUACACAACAUUUGAUGCUAUGGCAGCUCAUGUUUGGAGGUCAUGGGUGAAAGCGCUAGAUGUAAAACCAGUGAACUAUAAGCUUAGGCUUACUUUUUCAGUCAAUGCUCGCAACAAGCUUAAGAACCCGCCAUUGAAAGAUGGUUUUUAUGGCAAUGUGGUCUGCCUAGCAUGUGCAGUAAGCUCUGUGUAUGAACUUAUUACUAGACAUCUCACAGAAACUGCUCAUUUGGUUCACGAUGCUAGGAUUGGGGUGUCAGAGGAAUACUUGAGAUCAACAAUCGAUUAUGUGGAAGUGGACAGGCCGACAAGGCUUGAAUUUGGUGGGAAAUUGACAAUAACACAAUGGACAAGGUUCUCAAUAUAUGAAUGUGCAGAUUUUGGAUGGGGAAGGCCUAUUUAUGCUGGUCCCAUAGACUUGACCCCAACACCACAGGUAUGUGUGUUCCUGCCGGAAGGGGAGGCGGAUCCCAGUGACAGGAUGGUGGUGUGCAUAUGCUUGCCUGAGUCAGCCACCGAUAAAUUUAAAGAGUUCUUGAGUUCCGUAGAUCAAUCAAGGGAUGAGGAUGUUGAUAGGAACAAUUAA
Molecule: messenger RNA, 1413 nt
Organism: Populus nigra (black poplar)
Lineage: Eukaryota; Viridiplantae; Streptophyta; Magnoliopsida; Malpighiales; Salicaceae
Product: omega-hydroxypalmitate O-feruloyl transferase
Exons: 1
Coding region: 1-1413 (470 amino acids)
Molecular function (GO): acyltransferase activity, transferring groups other than amino-acyl groups
Source: RefSeq, a predicted model, not a curated record